AUGAGGCUCUCCGUCGCAACCGGUCUCAUUCUCCUCCUGUCCCCUGUGACGCAGUCGCUCUCUGUUCCUCAGUCAGAUGUGGCUGUCGCCGAGCAGGAUGCCUCCGUUGAGGCGCCCGAAGCAGCCGAUCUAGAAAAGCGACGAGGAGGCGGAGGAGGCGGUCGAGGCGGAAGUAGUGGUGGAAGUAGUGGUGGAAGUAGUGGAGGAAGUAGUGGAGGAAGCAGCGGUGGAAGCAGUGGUGGUAGAGGAGGCUCUAGUGGAAGCUCAGGCAGUGGAGGUUCAAGUGGCAGCUCGCGGUCUGGCAGUACAUCGUCGUCAAGCAAUGCUGGCGGUUCUUCCAGAUCUGGCUCUGGCACUGCCCGCUCGUACGGCGGUGGAAGCUACUAUCCCGGAGGCGCAGCCACACCAUACACUGCAGGUGCUAGAUCAUCAUCCGGCAUCACUCCGUACCUGAUCGGCGGCGCAGCUCUGGGCUUUGGACUGGGCGUGUGGGCGCAUCCGGUGUACUCAUACCCAUACGGCGUACCCUACGGUUACCACCACCCGAUCAACGAGAGCAACUCGGACAACCAAACCACCAAUGGCAACUAUACCCUGAACGUCGUCUGUCUGUGCGAGCAAUACCAGACGUGUGGAUGCGACGGCAACACAAACAGCACGUACUUGAACGAAAUCAUCGGCGACCCUCCUCGCAACUCGAGCGCGGUGACGGUGAUGAAGAACGGCACCAACGAGACUGCCUACAUUAACGGUACUCUGGCGAAUGGCACCACGGCUGCGAAUCCCGAUUCUGGUGCGUCGCAUCUGGGCAUGCAGUGGAACGGCUAUAUCCCGGCCGUCGCGAUUGUGUCUGCAAUGGUGUGGGCUCUUUAA
Talaromyces rugulosus is the source of this 873-nucleotide messenger RNA. RefSeq lists its product as uncharacterized. Lineage: Eukaryota; Fungi; Ascomycota; Eurotiomycetes; Eurotiales; Trichocomaceae. The record is from RefSeq and is a predicted model, not a curated record. The coding region runs from base 1 to 873 and encodes 290 amino acids. The transcript has 2 exons.